Microplitis mediator is the source of this 4184-nucleotide messenger RNA. RefSeq names its product hexokinase type 2 (gene Hex-A). Gene Ontology annotation, cellular component: mitochondrion; cytosol. NCBI's taxonomy places the organism in Eukaryota, Metazoa, Arthropoda, Insecta, Hymenoptera, Braconidae. The transcript is spliced from 6 exons. The record is from RefSeq and is a predicted model, not a curated record. The coding region runs from base 274 to 1647 and encodes 457 amino acids. Gene Ontology annotation, molecular function: mannokinase activity; D-glucose binding; fructokinase activity. Gene Ontology annotation, biological process: intracellular glucose homeostasis; glycolytic process; glucose 6-phosphate metabolic process.
ACAUUUACUAAAAUUAUUUAAAAUAUUUAUUAAUCCUCAAAUUUACCUGAGUCAUAUUGACUAAUUAAAUAAAUAAAUUACUUACUGUUAAAUUGGCGGUGAUUAUUUUUCAAAUUUGAAUUAAUUAUUGCAUCAUUGUGUGGGUAUUGAACGAACUGCCGGCUUCUGUAAAAAAAAUCCAGCUUAAUUAUUUAUUUAAUUAACUUGGAUUGUUAAUUGACUGCGUAAUUAAUUUGUUUAAAUAAAUAAUUAUUUAAAAAUAAAUAAGUGCUGAUGAAGAUGAAGACUUCGCCGACAAGUCUGGAGAGUCUAGUGAAGCCUGAGAUAAAAGAUGCCUGCAAGGAUCUUGUUCUUUCGGAUGAACAAUUGCGCAUGUUGAUGACAAGUCUUACUCAUGAAAUAAAACGUGGGUUAUCUAAAGAAACUCAUGAGGAAGCUAUCGUUAGAUGCUACACGACUUACGUUCAAGAUCUUCCCAAUGGAAGUGAAAAAGGAAAUUUCUUGGCACUUGAUCUCGGCGGUACUAAUUUUCGGGUCUUGCUUAUAACAUUAGACCACACGAAUUUUGAUAUGAAAAGUAAAAUAUACGCAAUACCUCAGACACUUAUGUUGGGAUCAGGUACACAAUUAUUCGAUCAUAUUGCUCAGUGUCUCGCGCUCUUUGUCAAGGACUUGAAAUUAGAGAAAGAAGUUUUACCGCUUGGUUUUACGUUCAGUUUUCCCUGUACUCAGCAUGGUUUGACGAAGGGUAUAUUAGUACGAUGGACAAAAGGAUUUAAUUGCAGUGGAGUCGUCGGCGAGGAUGUUGUUGCUCUACUUGAGGCUGCUAUUGCGAAAAGAAAUGAUGUCAGGAUUGACGUCUGUGGAAUCUUGAAUGAUACCACCGGAACACUCAUGUCUUGUGCAUGGAAGAAUCACAACUGUAAAAUCGGUUUAAUUGUCGGCACAGGAAGCAAUGCUUGUUAUGUUGAAAAAACUAAAAAUGUUGAGUGCGCGAUCCCUGGUAAUUACAAUCCGAACAAAGAACAUAUGCUGAUUAAUACUGAGUGGGGCGCAAUGGGUGAACGCGGUACUUUAGACUUUGUUGUAACUGAAUUUGACAGAAUCAUUGACGAAAAUUCAAUAAAUCCUGGAACACAGAUAUUUGAAAAGAUGAUUUCCGGUAUGUACAUGGGUGAAUUAGCCAGGCUUGUACUGGAGAAGCUUGUUGACGCUGGUCUUCUGUUCAACGGCAAAUGUCCGCCGGAUCUAAAAAAGCGAGGAAAAUUUUUCACGAAAUAUGUCUCGGAAAUUGAAGCAGAUCCAAAGGGUAAAUACACAAACUGCCGAGAAGUUUUAGCAGAAUUAGGUAUCGUCAAUGCAGCUGAUCAAGACUGCGAAAAUGUAAGAUACGUUUGCUCAGUAGUAUCGAGAAGAGCAGCUCAUCUCGCUAGCGCAGGAAUCGCGUGUUUGCUUAAUAAAAUUGGAGAAAAUAACGUAACCGUCGGAAUUGACGGUUCAGUUUAUCGAUUCCAUCCUCAUUUCCACGAUCUUAUGACUGAAAAAAUCGGCCAGUUACAGAACUACACGUUUGACCUAAUGUUAUCAGAAGACGGAAGUGGUCGUGGUGCAGCAUUGGUAGCAGCUGUCGCCGCGCAAAAACGGUGAAGUCAAUCACCGACUAAAUAAAAUAAAUUUAUUAUAGAAUAAUUUUUAAAAUAAAGUGCGAAUUUCAUACUAAAAUUAACACAGCAAAAUAACAUUAAUAAUAAUUAUUAAGGUCAUUCUCAGACAGUGUCCCCACUUUUUAAAAAUUUUAAAUGACUCAACUGUCAUAAGCGUAUCAAUUAAUUAAAAAAAAAUUAAAGCAUUAAUUGAAAAAAGGACAACGUAGUCGUAAUUUCGCCGAGGUACAGUUUUAAAAAAAAUUAUUUCCACUUGAUAUCAACUAGGAGUUAAGCAAAAUUCGUUAAAUAAAUUUCAGUAAAAUCGUCAUGUCAAUUUUAUAAUUCGAAUUUUUAAAUUUUGGCGGCUAAAAUUUAUUCAACAAAUUUCGUUUAACUCCCAAUUGAUGUCAAUUGUAAGUAAUUUUUUUAAAACUCUACUCAACGAAAUUACGACUACGUUGUCCUUUUUUCAAUUAAGGUUUUAAUUUUUUUUAAACUAAUUAAUAAAAUUUUAAUACGUAUGACAGUAUAAAGUCAUUGCAUAUUUUUAAAAAGUGGGGAGAGACUGUUUGAAAAUGCCCUUAAAUGAAAUAAAAAAUAAUAAUAAUAAUGAUUGACACCUAACUUGUACAUAGAGCACAAACAUUUGUAGCCUACAUGGAUCGUUGAUAUUUAUUAGGCUCUUGUUUCAUACGUUCUUACUCGAAAAAAUUAUUGACUAAUUUGAGUAAGACAAUAAUAAUAAUAAUAGAAAUAAUAAUAUAAUCGCGUGCCCAUAUAAAUCAAUGAGAUUGACAGUUAAUUAAUUAACUGCUUUCUCACGUGAUUUGUAUGCUCAGGAUAUACAGAUUACAAAUUAAUUACAUGUAUAUUAACGGGCAUGUGCACUUGAAACAGUAGACAGGAAUAAUUAUGUGUUACUUAUAUAUAUAUAUAUUUUUCUUCUUUACUUAUUGUUUUCUUUUUUAAUCACAAAGCGCAGUGGACAUAAUAAAAUUAAAAGUCAGUUUGAAUUUUUGAAAAUAGUAAGAGAUGUGUACACUUUGUAUGAACUAGUAAUUUUAUUUUAUGAGCAAUUGUGAAUUUGUGUGCUUGUGUGUGAGUAUAUAUGCACGGAUAAAGAUUAACAAAGAUAAUAUUUAUGUAUAAAUAAUAAUAAUAAUAAUAAACUGCGCUUAGGACAAUUUAUAAGUUAUUUAUAUUGUCAGUUUAUCUUGACGCGCGUAAAUUAUUGGACGUGCAGGCGGUAGUGUUACAAUUUUACUCACAACAUUUUUACUCAAAAAAAGUGGCUACAAUUCUACUCACUCACAACUUUACUCAGUUAUAUCUUUACUCAGCUACAACUCUACUCACAUUUUUAAUACCCGGUGUAAAAAAUUAUUGUUCAUAAUGAAUUUCGAUAUAAAUUUAAUCUCGAAACUCAGAUCGUGACACAAAUAUGACUUUCAUCAUGAAUUUGUAUCAAAAACUUUAAUCACGUCAAAAUUAUGACAGUAAAAUUUAAAUCCAAGUGAUCCGAAGUUCAUUCACUAAAUUAAUUUUACAAUCGAAACUGAUUUACGUAAAUCAAGUACUUUAUAAAACAAGUUUAUUGGUAAUUUCUGAAUUGAUAAAUUUGACAAAAGGUUUAAUUCAGUAAAAAAUCAGUCAAGUUUCUAUCGAAGCCAUCCCAAGUCCAAUUCAAAGACGUAAUAAAUUAAUUUUAUAAUUGGUACUGAUUUACUAGACGAAAAGUUGGAGUAAAUUCAUGAUGAAAGUCAUAUUUGUGUCACGAUCUGAGCUUCAUCAUGAAAUUCAGACCUAAAUUCAUUAUGAACGAAAAUUUUUUUUACACGGGACGUGAGGAGUUGAACCUGAGUAAAAAAACCUCGAGUAGAGUCGAGGCUGAGUAGAAUUGUAGCCAAUUUCUUUGAGUAGAGAUCUCGUGAGUAGAACUGUAACACUGCCGUGCAAACGAAUUAGGUUUUAAAUUUUUAAAUUUACUUGGAAGAUACAUAGUCGUUGAAAUAAACUAUUAUCAAUAUUUUAAAUAAAUAUGAACGAGAUAUACUGCUGUAUGAUAGUUUUAAAAUAAUUAUUUAAUGUCUUCCUUUGCUAAACUUUAUUCUGUAAAUUAUUUAAUAAGAAUAUUGACUUGUCGACUGUGUAAAGUUGAUAUGUAAGCGCUGCUUUCUGUCUAGUUUGCUAUCAAAUUAUUUUUAGUUGCCAUGAGUAUUUAUAUAUUUUUUUUUUCAUUGUUUAUUUUUUUAAUUUUACUCCUAUCAUGCAGCGUUUAAUUAAUUGUUCAGAUAAGUACUUAAAAAUAAUCGAUUGAGAACUUGAAAUUUUUAUUUUUACUGGAAAUUAUUAAUAGUGUUGAUAUUAAUGUUGUAAAAAAAACUCCUUAAUAAAUAAAUCGUUUCAGUAAAAUAUAAAUAAAUAAAUAAAUAAACGAAUGAAAUAUUAUUGUACUUUUUUAUGUUCUGAAGUAUGGAAAAAUUUUUUCAAAUGUAUCGUUCAAGUUGGAGAAUAAAAAACAUCUUUAUUCUUUGAAGA